UCUGUGGAAGUUAAUAAGCGGUGACUUUUACGCCAAGCGGCAGUCCGGCCGGCGCAGACAGAGUUCAGCACCAUGGAGAGCAGCGUGGUGCACAUCUACAAAGAAGACAGGUGUCCCUCGGGCCAGCUGGAGGAGUGUUUCCAAAACUUCACCUUGCAGCCAUCGGACAUAUUCAACGACACACCCAACGGCACCUGGGACGCUGAACCCGAGCCCAUGUCGCCCAUCAUCCCCAUUAUAGUCGCCCUGUACUCCGUGGUUUUUGUGGUGGGCUUAGCGGGAAAUUGUCUGGUGAUGUUUGUCAUCAUUAGAUACACCAAAAUGAAAACAGCCACCAACAUCUACAUCUUCAACCUGGCUGUUGCCGACGCUCUGGUCACCACCACCAUGCCCUUCCAGAGCACCGACUACCUGCUCAGCUCCUGGCCGUUUGGCGAGGUGGCGUGCAAAGUCUUCAUCUCCAUCGAUUACUACAACAUGUUCACCAGCAUCUUGACCUUGACCAUGAUGAGCGUGGACCGCUACGUGGCCGUGUGCCACCCCAUCAAGGCCCUGGAUUUCCGCACGCCCGUCAAGGCCAAGAUAAUCAAUGUGAUCAUCUGGAUGCUGUCGUCUGCUGCUGGGAUCCCUGCCAUGAUACUUGGCAGCACGAAUACCAAUAACGGGACUACAGAGUGUGCCCUCCAGUUCCCUGAACCAUACAGCUACUGGGACACCCUGAUGAAGAUCUGUGUCUUCAUCUUCGGCUUUGUGUUACCCGUCAUCAUCAUCACCGUCUGCUACACACUGAUGGUCAUGCGGCUGAAGAGCGUGCGCCUGCUGUCAGGCUCACGCGAGAAGGACCGCAACCUGCGGCGGAUCACCCGCUUGGUUCUGGUGGUGGUCGCCAUCUUUGUGGUGUGCUGGACGCCCAUCCACAUCUUCAUCUUAGUCAAGGCACUGUCUGGCAACGUGCCAGAGACCACCGCUGUCAUGGCCGCCUACUUCUUCUGCGUGGCGCUGGGCUACACCAACAGCAGCCUCAACCCCAUCCUCUACGCCUUCCUGGAUGAGAACUUCAAGAGGUGCUUCAGGGACUUUUGCUGCCCUGGCGCCCAAGGACACAGAGACUCUCGUGGGUUGAGCCGGGUGAGGAGCACCCUGCGGGACCACUCGUGUCCCACAGAAGCCCGAGGAGAUAUGAGACAGGCCAGGCCCGUAUGACUAGCCAUGGACUCGUCCUCCAUGCCCUAUCAGGGCUGGGAGGACUCCAAUGACCUGGGAUUGACUCAAGUCACCACCUCCAUCUAAAGGGAAAGGCUAAAGAGAGAUAGCUGUUAUUUAUGUAUUGGUCAGAGAAUCCAAACGGAGAUUUAUUUAGAAGAUAAGCUGGUGUUAUUCUUCUUAUUGUCAACUAAUCCCAUGAAAAGACCAAAACCAUCACAUAAUUGAUCCUAACCAGUAUUAACUGUGUUUUUACUGGUUUGUCCAAAAACUAUUGACAUAACAUGUUCCUUCAUAAUGAUGGACAUGGGUAUUUAUUAUAUUCUGAAUUAAGCCAUGAAUGUAUAAAGAGAACUGGGUACUGUGUUGGAGGUGGCCAGCUGUUUGAAAAAUAAAAAAUAGAGAUAUUUAUAUUUAUGUGUCCUGUUUUUAAAG
This is a messenger RNA of Cyclopterus lumpus (lumpfish), 1638 nucleotides long. RefSeq names its product opioid receptor, kappa 1 (gene oprk1). Gene Ontology annotation, molecular function: dynorphin receptor activity; neuropeptide binding. The transcript has 3 exons. Lineage: Eukaryota; Metazoa; Chordata; Actinopteri; Perciformes; Cyclopteridae. Gene Ontology annotation, cellular component: neuron projection; membrane. The coding region runs from base 73 to 1203 and encodes 376 amino acids. The record is from RefSeq and is a predicted model, not a curated record. Gene Ontology annotation, biological process: neuropeptide signaling pathway; sensory perception of pain; G protein-coupled opioid receptor signaling pathway.